AUGAGCAAUUUAAUGACUAUAACAUAAGAUUAAUAUUGUAAGUAUUAUCCAAGAUUACUUUCAAAUGAUGAUCAAGAAAACUAAAGGAUCAAAUUCUAGAAGAUUGAAUUUUUGGAUAAGUUUGUAUAAAAAGUUGAAACUAGUUUUGUUUUAAAGAGUUUGCAUAAAACAAAUGAUAAAAUACAUAGUUUCAGAUUAAUAAAAAUUAUAGAAACUCCCUUCAGAUAAAGGAGGAAAAGUGAAUGCGAUGGAGUAAUUUCUGAAAAAAUUGUAUUUUUGUUUUAGUUUAUGGCAAGCAAAAUAUAGAUAUGAAGUACCCAAAAACAACAAUAGAAUAGCACCAAUUUUUAGAUAAAAUUAAAGAUUUCCGUAGAAGAGCCAUAAAAGGAAGAAUGAAGUCUAAAUUUUAGAAAUCUUUUAGGAAAAUAGAUACAAAAAAAUAGAGCUAAUUCAAUCCAUAACAUUAACAUACAAUGUCAACUCGUGAUUCUAUUUAUGGAAGUUUACAAGAUAUAAAAGUAUUCAGAACCUUCACCAAAGAUCGUCCUUACUAUUAACGACCAUUGGAAAAGAAAGACUCUGAUUUAAUUUCUGAUUCACCAAGUGAACAUAGCUUUCAUAUUCGGAGGGUAACUUAAAAAUUAUAGAUGGCACAUAAAUAAAAAUAAUUUGUUCUGCUUCAAUUAAACAAGUACAGCCCCAAAAUAUUUGAAUAAUUAAAGAAAGAUUCUAUACUAAAAUUCUUUUCAGAAACAAAAGAAACUUAACCUUAAACUCCUGCUGCCCAUUAAAUUACUACCAUAAUCUAACAUAAAUUUUAACCUUACUUUUGUAAUCCAAAGACAUUAAAUCUAAAAAAAUCUUGCAUCGCAUCUUCUUCUAGAGUUAAGACAGCAUUCUGA
Messenger RNA from Paramecium sonneborni, 902 nucleotides. The record is from the annotation of a GenBank genome assembly. Lineage: Eukaryota; Ciliophora; Oligohymenophorea; Peniculida; Parameciidae.